Molecule: messenger RNA, 986 nt
Organism: Arabidopsis arenosa
Lineage: Eukaryota; Viridiplantae; Streptophyta; Magnoliopsida; Brassicales; Brassicaceae
Source: the annotation of a GenBank genome assembly
GCAUCACGAUUGCUCUUCUCUCGUGGUUGAAAGAUUAUCAUAUGGGUGCUGCGAUGGCUAUGUUCCGCAAAAGGUUGAUGCGUGAGCCUUCAGCGUACCCUAAUCAACGAAUAACUUUCUUGGACCAAUACAUGUUGAGGGAGUUGGCUAAAGAUUACAAGCACUUUUCAGGAGGUCGUAAGUGCUUCAAGUUCAGGGAUUUCUUUGCGGAACACUUCAUCGGGACAGCUCCAAUUGAAUCAGCUACUCACAAGAAAUGGUACAUCGAUGUUGAUCAUCUUUAUGCUUGCCUCUUUAUCAAUGGGGAUCAUUGGGUUGCUCUUGAUAUUGACCUUCCUAUGAAGAGGAUUAACAUCUACGAUAGCAUCCCACACUUGACCACUAAACCUGAAAUGGCGAGACAAUGCAUGUUUUUGCGAGAAAUGAUCCCUGCCAUGAUGAGUGCUAUGGUACCUGAGGAGAUACGUAAGAAGAGUAAUGCAAGGCUGGAAGUGAAAAGGAUUAAAAAGAAAGUACCGUUGAAUAAAGAUCCCGGCGAUUGUGCUAUCUACACAAUCAAAUACAUCGAGUGUUUGGCUCUUGGGACAUCAUUCGAUGGGCUUUGCGUUGAAAACAUGAAGGCAAUACGUAUUAAACUUGCAGCGGAGCUAUAUGAUGAAGUGAGAGAGACGGCCAGACCGUAUGAGCUUGAUAUGUGUCGUGAAGAAAUCAGAAUCCCUCAACUCGAAGACUCUCCGUAGUUUCUUCUAUUUUAUUUCAUGACAUCUCGGAUUUGUAGGUUGUUAUUGUUUCUUUGUUUCUCAGACCUAAUUCUACUACGUUUUAAACGUCUAAGUACCUUUGUUUCUCUUUGUUGAACGUUUAAGUACCUUAUGGUUGGAUGUUUUUAUUUUGUUUCAUGUAUCGACUUUAUGAAGUAGACCUUAAACACCAAAAAAACAGAACAUAUGGUACUUAGAAGCACACAAUAAGUGAAUGGCAAACAG